AUGGAGGAAUCAUUAAAGUAAGAGAAGUCGAAGAAUCUAAAUUUUUACGCUUAAGAAUGGACAUCCAAAGAUUUCAUUAAACUAGUUUCAGUUCAUGAUUAGAAAAGCAAGUUGAAAACCUAUCAAUAAAUCAGAGAUGAAAAGUACUUAGGCAAACCACCUAAGGGCAUUAUUGUAUUCUUUCAUGGGCUUGGUUCUCACAUUCAAAGAUAUAUCUAUAUGGCCAAGGUCUUUGCUGAAAACGGGUAUGACUGUGUAGGCUACGAUAGCUUGGGAUUUGGAAAAAGUGAAGGUGAAAGAGGAGCCAUUAACUCUUUUGACAAUUAUUGUGAAGAUGGCUAUUAAUUUACAAUUGCGUGCAGAAAGCUUUAUUAAGAACAGCAUCCAGAAAAAACCAUUCCAUUUUUUGCAUUCGGUUACAGUAUGGGUUCAAAAGUAUCAAUUAGAUGCUAGAAAAUACACAAGGAUCGAUAAAACUCUGACCUAUUCUAAGCCUUCUUAUGGCAUGCUCCUGCAUUCGGGAGGAAGCUGAAGUUGCCAGAUUACUUGAAGUGGCUUGAUGAGAUAAGUUAAUUCGAACCAACAAAGCUAGUCACUCCUACAAAAUCACUACCGCCUAAUGAAAAUUACAUGUUUCUUGCUGUCCCUCAUGCCGAUCCUGUUAGUUUCCUUGGACCAUGGCAAGCUAAGACCCAAUAGCAAUUCAUGAAUAUUCCAUAAGACAUUCAAGAUUUUAGCAAAGAAACAGACAUUCCCAUCUCAUGUGCUUUCGCAAGCAUAGACUCAGCUGUCGACAAUUCUGAUGCUUUGAUUUGGAUUUCCUAAGUAAAAACUCCAAAAAGUAAAGUUGAAAUUAGAUCCUACUUUAGCGAGCAUGUAUUCUUGUACAAUGGUCAAGUCUAUGAAGAAGUUAUUAAUGACGAUAUAGUAUUUUUAGAGAGAAUACUUAAAAAUUGA
This is a messenger RNA of Stylonychia lemnae, 957 nucleotides long. Lineage: Eukaryota; Ciliophora; Spirotrichea; Sporadotrichida; Oxytrichidae. The record is from the annotation of a GenBank genome assembly.